Molecule: messenger RNA, 4854 nt
Organism: Danaus plexippus (monarch butterfly)
Lineage: Eukaryota; Metazoa; Arthropoda; Insecta; Lepidoptera; Nymphalidae
Gene: Isha
Product: SR-related and CTD-associated factor 4
Exons: 17
Coding region: 130-3987 (1285 amino acids)
Cellular component (GO): nucleus
Molecular function (GO): RNA binding
Source: RefSeq, a predicted model, not a curated record
UUGUAUGCACGCCAUUUUGUAAUUGUGAACAUGUUGAUCUGUUCAUAAAAAUGAUUUUCUUGACGCAAAUUAAUAUUUUAAAUAGUAUAGUUGAUUAAAAUAUUUUAUUUAUGAUAGAGUAAAUACAAAAUGGAUAUGGCGGAGGUCAAAGCGUUCAACGCGGAGUUAUCCGGGUUGUACGAGAAUCGGCCUCCGAUUUCCAAGGCAAAAAUGAGUGCUAUCACUAGAGGUGCUAUCAAAGCCAUAAAAUUCUACAAGCACGUCGUACACAGUGUGGAAAAGUUCAUACAGAAGUGUAAACCUGAAUACAAAGUUCCUGGUCUGUACGUGAUCGAUUCAAUAGUAAGACAGUCACGGCACCAGUUUGGCCAGGACAAGGACGUGUUCGCGCCAAGGUUCGCCAAAAACAUGCAACAGACAUUCGCUAACCUGUUCAGGUGUCCUGAUGAAGAUAAGCGCAACAUAAUCAGAGUUCUGAAUCUGUGGCAGAAGAAUAAUGUGUUUGGACCUGAAGUGAUCCAACCACUGCUAGAUCUGGCCGACCCAAGUCAUCCUUUGCAUUUGGAAAUACAGAACCAGAAUAACACAACCAAUGGAAGCAUAAACAUGAGUCAUAACACAUCAGACAGCAAGAUCUCCCCCGCUCGGCAGGACUCCCCACAGACAUCCUCGCCCAUGGGAGAUGCAUUUCAAGAUGACUCCUCGCCUGGUCCUCAAGCCAAAUUCAACCGCAAGCUCCUCAAUGAUUUUGAGUAUGAAAGUGAAGAUGAACAAGAACCUCCCCCGCAGCCACCACAUCCGCCACAUCCGCCACACGCGCCACAUCCGCCACAUUCGAGCCACGCCACACACACAACACACAACCCUACAGAUGCUCUUGGCAGUAUACUAACAAAUCCAGAAAUUAUGAGGCAGCUACAAAGUCUACAAGCCCAGAUGCAGCUCAUGACGGGCAUGCAGAUCCCAAAUUUGAUGCCGAUGAUGUCAGACAUGCAACUUCAGCAGAACCAAAAUUCAAACGCACCAUUCUUAAACUCUCAGACAGAACAACAGAAACCCGCAGAGCCCAAGGAGGACCUCGCCAACGAGUCCGACAUAGAGUUCGUGGAGACCGGACCCCAGGUCAUCGAGAUACCCGACGCCAACGACUCCCGGUCGCCCUCGCCGAGGCGACGACAUCGCUCCCGGUCGAGGAGUCCACGCCGGAGGAGGAGGACGCGCUCCCCGCGGAGAAGGAGGGACAAGGACCGCGAUCGAGACCGCGACAAGACGCACAAGGAGAGGGAGGCCGAGAAAGAGCGCCAGCGGGAGAGGGAGAAGAGGGGCCUACCACCCAUCAAGAAAGAGAACCUCAGUGUGUGCAGCACCACGCUGUGGGUCGGCCGGCUGUCCAAACAGGCCACGCCCGAGGAGCUGUGGGACCUGUUCGGGGCCGUGGGCGGCGUGGCGGCCGUGGACGUGGUGGCGCCUCGGGGCUGCGCUUUCGUCGUCAUGGAGCGGCGCCGGGACGCCGCGCGCGCGCUCGCCAAGCUGCACCGACACAAACUGCACUCCAAAGAGAUAGACGUCGCCUGGGCGGCCGGCAAGGGCGUCAAAGGCCGCGAAUGGAAGGACUACUGGGAGGCGGAGCUCGGGGUCGCUUACUUGCCCUGGAGCGCCCUCCACGCGCGCUGGCUGCUGGGCGCGCUGUCGCUGGACGCGCUCGAGGACGGCGGGGCCGUGGACGAGGACACGCUGCCGCCUUGGCUCCCGCCCAGGAUACUGCCUAAGUCUGUCGGGGAGGCCGUGCCGUUGAUGGGCGCGCUGCCCGCUCCGCUGCCGCUGCCCACCGGGUUGCCGCGUCUGCCGCCACCCGGCCUGGGCGCUCCGCCACCCGCCGCGGGCUACCCCGGCCUGGGCUCACUGGCGCCGCACCAGCUGCUGAACGAGUCGCCGGGCUCUUCGGCGCCGGGUCUGCAGCGCGACCCGCUGCUAGCCUUCCCGCCCGCCCUGCCUCCCCACACCAUGCCGCAGCCCGGCUUGGUGGGUGGCUUCCUGGGCGGUCUGAUGGGUGUCGGAGUGGGACACAUGAACGUCGGCGGGCUCGUGCUACCCCUUCACCCGGCCCACGCCCACGCGGCGCACUCCCACGCGCAGGUCCACACGCAUGCACACCCGCACGCCCCGCCACACGCCCCGCCGCACGCACUCGUCCCUCAGGUGGGUCAACGAGCCGAGGUGGCGGAUGACGCCAUGGAGCUGGACAAUGACGACCAGACGGACGAGCCCCCAGCCCCCGCGGCCCCUCCGGCCCCAGCGCCGGCGCCCGCACUCGGUCUUCCGCCUCCCGCCGUGCCCCCGCCGUUGUCUAUGGACCAGCUUCAGGUCCUGUUGUCGAAGCCGCCGCCGACUUUCAACUCCGCGGAGCCUCCGCCUGGGUUCAAUCCGGAGUCUUUCGAGACGGAGGAGACUCCGGACGAGCGCCGCGAACGGGACAAGGAGCGACGGGACAGAGACCGGGACAGGGACCGGGACCGACGGGACCGGCGCGACGACCGACCGGACCGACCCGGGGGGCGCAGGGAGAGGGACCGGCCGCGGGACAGGGACAGGGAGAGAGAUGAGCGCCGGGAGAGAGACCGAGGAGGACGGGAGAGAAGAGACCGGGACAGGGACAGGGAGAGGGACAGGUUCCCCAGGGAGAACAACAACGAGAAAAGUCAGAAGUCUCCACGGAGUCAGGCCGGCGAGGCGGGCGGCGCGGAGAAGACGCUGCAGGAGAGGCUGUGGGAGAUGGCCAACGGGAAGACGAGUGACGGAGACGAGCUCGAGCCCCGAGCGGACAGGCCUCCGCUCAUAGAACGACCGCCUCUCAUGGAGCGGCCGCAGACAGCGGACAGCAAGGUUCGUCUCCGCGGUCCCGGCGGAGGGGGUGGUCCUCGUCCGCCGCCGCGCGCACCGUGGCUGGCUCCGCGCUUCAAUGGUUUGGGUCCGCCUUUCGUACGUCCUCCAUUCGAGAGGCCCCCGUUUGAGGGUCCUCCGAUGUUCGAGAGGCCGCCGUUCGGCCGGAUGCCGUUCGACGGCGCGCGGCCUCCUUUCGACGGUCCCCGGCCUCCGGGUCCACGCCUGCCUUUCGAUGCGCCGAGGCCUUUCGACGGGCCGCGCCCCCCAUUCGAUGUACCGCGCCCUCCCUUUGACGUUCCGAGGCCACCGUUCGAAGGUCAGCGACCUCCCUUCGACGGACCGCGACCUCUCUUCGACGGUCCGAGGCCUCCGUUCGAUGGUUUCGAAGGAGAUAGAUCAUUCGACGGACCCAGAUUCGACGGGCCCCCCGAGUUCUUCGACAGAGGCAACAGAAGAUUCGAUGAUAGAGAUUUCAACGAGAGAGGCUGGAACGGAGAUAGAGACUUCGACCGAAGGACAGAAUGGGAGGACAGGAGGAGAGAACGCAGAGGGAGAGAUAACGAGGAACGGUUCAGGGAGCGAGGGGGGAGGGGGAGAAACUACGACGAGAGAGCGAGACCGAGAGACGAGAGGAACACCCGGAGAGACAAGGACAGGAAGUCGAGAUGGGGAGCGGCGGACGAGGCGGGGCAGGGGACAGAAGACGGCAAGGGGAAAGACACCGCGAGUGAGAGACGAGAGGCAGAGAACGACGACCGGAACGAAACACACGACACGCACACUAGCAGGACCAGCGGAGAGGAACAGAGGUCAGAAGGUGACGUGGGGCGAGAGGACACCGGGGCAGGGGCAGAGAAGGAACUGGAGGGCGAGCGGCUGAAGGUCGAGGAAGACGGGGGCAGUGAACACGAACAGAUUGGACAGGACGGAUACCAGCAACAGGACGAGACAGGGGAUAAGAAAAUAACAGAUACGACAGGGGAGGAAGAGAAAAUACAAGCAGUGGAUGACCGGGGAGGAGGGACGGAAGAAGGGAAGGAAACCGGCCCGGGGACAGGGGGGGAAACCGGGGAGGUCGGGGAGCGGGUUGAGGGGUCGGCUUGACAUAGGACCAGGAGGAAGAUGGGAUAUUUCCAGUGGAAAUGAUUCGGGUGACGCGGCGCCGGGCCGGGUGACGUCGUGCGACUUGAUGCGACGCGGACGAGCGACGCCGGGCGACGGCCGCUAGCGACGGCGACACACGAUGCCAAAGAUUAAUUUUAUAAAGUUAAAAUAUACGAGUGCCUUACUGGUUAGCGUGUUUUGUUUGUCGGAGACAGAAGAGGAUCGCGUCCGGGCGCUCUCUCGAGCGGCCGGCCAGGUACCGUGCACGAUUUUACUAUUCGCUCUAUCGUGUCGGAUGGGAGCGCGGUCACACGGACUCGACGCUCACGACCUCGUCCGCCUCGAUCCGAUCCGAGCCGAUCCGACACGAUACGACUCUAGCAAUGUGUGCAAAGGCCUCGACGCCGCGUCACCCGAACUCGCCCCUGGACCACGGCCGACCCUCGCCCGCCGCCCGCCGCCGCCCAACGUUGAACAAACUCACUCUAUCGAGGUUGCGACGAGUCGUAUUCUUGCUCUGUAAUAUUCGUUAGUUUCCGCGGCCGCUCGUCUCUCACUCCACGGUGGAGGCUGACCGCACUCGGACCGCUCGGUCUCCGAUACUAACAACGAUAUCUUAGAUACACCCUCCAUGUAACAUUUUAGUUUAGGGAUCUUUAUAAUAUUGAAUAUAUUACUUCGAGGAUUUUUAAAUCGUUUAAGUGUUUAUAUAUGUAAAAUAUAUAUAUAUAUAUAAAAAUUGCUCUAUAGGGGGAUUAGAUUUUAAUAAAGAAUCACAUAAUGUUAGCUCACUGUGUAGAUAGUCAUAGGAAGUGCAUGCUUGAUGUUUGUCAUAUUUGUGCUUAAAUAAAUAUUUGUAAAAUUCAA